Aspergillus heteromorphus CBS 117.55 is the source of this 243-nucleotide messenger RNA. RefSeq lists its product as uncharacterized. NCBI's taxonomy places the organism in Eukaryota, Fungi, Ascomycota, Eurotiomycetes, Eurotiales, Aspergillaceae. The record is from RefSeq and is a predicted model, not a curated record. The annotation marks the transcript as partial. The transcript has a single exon.
AUAUACUGUCUAAGAUAUAUAAAUAAUAACUUUAAUUUUAAGAAAAAUACUCUAUAUAAUAUCAGUUAUCUAUUAAAUAUAAAAAUAUUUAUCUUAUAUUAUUUCUAUUCCGCGAAGAAGAAGACUUAUAAUUCUGUAGAUUUUAUAUACUCUGUAUUAUAUAUAUAUAAUUUACUAAUAUUUCUUAAGUCUGUAACUAAUCUGUUAGAAAAUACUUAUAAUUUUAUAAAAAUUAUUAAAUAG